AUGAGAAUAAGUAUCACUAUUUUGCUUGCUUUGGCCUUCUUCUCCUUAAUUAAUGCUGAUAUUGGAGAUAUUACAACAUAGACUUAAUGCUUGGCUAAUACAGGUUCUGCUUGCAAUAACUAAGACUCUGAUUACUAAGACUGCAUAGCAGACUACAACAGUGUGAAUUAAUGCACUAUAGAUAAAGGAUGUUCAAUUUCUGUUUAAUCCAAAUCUAGUUAUACUAGUUGUGUUCAAAAAUGCUAACCUAAAACUGAUUAAGUUUAAAAAUAUUUCUCAAAAUACUUGAACUGCAUAAAUAGUUCUAGAAUUAUCUCUGCCUUUUUAAUCACUAUGAUUUUAGCAGUAGUAUUAAUUUGA
This is a messenger RNA of Tetrahymena thermophila SB210, 360 nucleotides long. RefSeq names its product transmembrane protein, putative. The transcript has a single exon. The record is from RefSeq and is a predicted model, not a curated record. NCBI's taxonomy places the organism in Eukaryota, Ciliophora, Oligohymenophorea, Hymenostomatida, Tetrahymenidae.